Toxoplasma gondii ME49 is the source of this 980-nucleotide messenger RNA. RefSeq names its product oxidoreductase, short chain dehydrogenase/reductase family protein. Gene Ontology annotation, biological process: tetrahydrobiopterin biosynthetic process. Lineage: Eukaryota; Apicomplexa; Conoidasida; Eucoccidiorida; Sarcocystidae. The transcript is spliced from 7 exons. Gene Ontology annotation, molecular function: sepiapterin reductase (NADP+) activity. The coding region runs from base 69 to 980 and encodes 303 amino acids. The record is from RefSeq and is a predicted model, not a curated record.
AACAAUCGAGGGUUGACUGUCGAGCAUCUGUUCGUUCCACGUCCAAUCGCCGGUCACGUGAAACCUAAAUGGACCUGUACUGUGCAAAAACGUUUUCGAAAAUGGCAGACACUUCUGUGAAGAGAAGUACAAGAGAAAUAAGCAACUUGUUUCCUUCAAAAGCUCUCGUGCUUCUAAUUGGGGCAUCGAAAGGCUUCGGGCGUUCUGUAGCCAUCGAGGCGGCAAAGAAAUGGCGACAAGUCCGAGAUCACGCAGAACUCAAAUUCGUACUCAUCGGCAGAGAUGAAAAUCUCAUGCAAGAGACUGGAGAGGCGGUGAAGAAAGAGUUGGAAACAGCUAAUUACUCCAUCCACAAACUUGAUGUAAGCGUCGUGGACGACGCAUUCGAGAAGCGCGUUGACGCUGUCUUCGCCUCAGAAUCCUUCGCAGAUUUCGAUGCAGUAUAUUUGAUUCACAAUUCAGGGUGGGUGCAGCCCACGUGUUACUUGCAGAAUGCGACGAGCAAGGACAUUCGCCGGUCGGUCAACCUCAACUUCACCUCGUUUUCCAUUUUGAACGCACGUUUUCUUCAUCGUCUUUUAGAGACUGUUUCUAGCAGCUCAAGCAGGCCAGGCGUCGUUCGCAUUCUUCAGAUCUCGUCCCUUGCAGGCCUUCAACCGUUCCCCUCUCUCCCGGUCUACUCCUCCGUCAAGGCCGCGAGGGACAUGCUCAUGCGUGUGGUAGCGGCGGAAAUGAAGGAAUGUAAAGAAAUGCAAAACUGUGACUUGAAAACGCUCAGCUGGGCUCCAGGACAAUUGGCUACUGACAUGAUGAAGGAAGUUCGAGAAUGCGAAGACGCAAACGUGCGCGCUGCGGCGUCGAAUCUGUCAUUCAACGUCGAGACAAGCCAUAGCGCGAGUUUGAUGUGGAAGGUUGUGGCAGCCGACACCUUUGAAUCGGCCGAACAUGUCGACGUUUUCGAUGUUAUCAAAUCCCUUUAA